Molecule: messenger RNA, 1258 nt
Organism: Dendrobium catenatum
Lineage: Eukaryota; Viridiplantae; Streptophyta; Magnoliopsida; Asparagales; Orchidaceae
Product: low-temperature-induced 65 kDa protein-like
Exons: 4
Coding region: 21-1004 (327 amino acids)
Biological process (GO): response to abscisic acid; response to stress
Source: RefSeq, a predicted model, not a curated record
CAGAUUCUAAUCGCUGCGCAAUGGAAACUGUCACAGCCCCGUCUACCACCUACCUCCAAGGCGAAAACCCACCACAAACAGUGGAAGAACAAGAGCACCAUGAGAAGAAGCCUGUCAUGAAGAAAGUAAAAGACAAGGUGAAGAAGAUAAAGAAUGCCAUCACCAAGAAAUCACAUGGCCAUGGGGACGAAGGCGUUGAUGAUGAUACUUACCACCAACACGGCGACUUGGAUGAAGGAGACGAUGGGUUCGUGGAGGACGAUGAGAUGUCGGACGACCCUGAAGUCCAUGGCGCCCCAAUGUAUGAGAGCUCGGCUAUUGGUAUGAGAACCGGAGGGAAGGAGAUGUUGGGAGGAAGAGGAGGCGGUGGUGCUGGUUUGGGUUUGAGCACGACGAAGUUUGAUGAGGAUCCAGACGCACCGAGGACUGAAACUGAUACGAUUACAAGAGGUGGACUCAGGCGAGGUGGCGAAGAGGUUGACGUGUCGCCGGAGCUCAGCCGCUCCUUGGAGGCGAUGACCAUCUCCGCCCAGAACGACAGAGGAGAAACGGAGCUUCCCAAAGACCAAAACAGCAGCUACACCAGCAUGGUCUCGUCGGCAGCUUCCAAGGUGUAUGGAUUAGUGGCCGAUGCAGGGUCGGCGGUGAUCUCAAAAGUAAAACCUGAAGCUAGAAAGGACGUUGAAGAUGACGCGGUGGAGAAACAGGAUAAGGGGCUUUCGAUAAAGGAGUAUAUAACGGAGAAGCUGACGCCAGGGGAGGACGAGAAGGCUCUUUCGGAGUUGAUAACGGAGGCUGGACAGAUGAGGACGAAUGAGGCAGUGGAGGCGCCGCCGGCGACAGAGAAGUCGGGCUUCGGCGAGGGUGGAAGUGGGGCGGGUGUGAUGGAAAGACUUAAAGAGACCGUUACUUCGCUUCUCGGAGGUGGCGACCGUUCUCCUAAAUCGUCGGCGAGCGAAGCUCACAGCAAAGUGGCGCAGGACAACAAAGACGUUUGUCAUUGAUGAUCUGAAUAAAUCAGCCAAGCGAACGAUCUUUAGUGAAGAAUUGCCGUUUUCGUAGCACUGAUUGAAAAUGCUGUACUGGACUGUUUUUUUUUUGGUUCACCUGUUUGAUAUUGUGGAUUUUGUUUCUCAUUUAUUUGUUUGCGCUGUUCUUGUUGGAUUGUUUGGCCCAUGAUUCGUGUGGCUCUUAAGCGAGUUUGCUUUUCAUAAAUAAUACUUGUUGGUAAUAUAAAUUUCUUUGGAGAAAUUUUAAA